AGUACGUUCAGUUAACUCAAUUUAAAUUUUUAACGUUUGGUUUAAUUUAAUCAUUUGUUUACUCACUUAUUUCUAAUUUGUUUCUUAAAGUUUAUUUAUAUUUGAACAUAAUGGGAGAACAAGUCCAAGACGAAAAUAGUGACGUUGAUUUAAAUAACACUGAAGUUUCCUUUGAUAACUUAACCAUUUUAAAAGAAUUCAGCAACAUUGCAAAUCUUGUAAAAAAUGAAGACUUCUUGGAAACGGUUCCUAAAGCAAAGCUUCGACGAGUAAAAUGGGUACCUAUGUUUAACUGUUUGAAACAGGGCAUUUUAGAUGAAAUGGUACAAGAACUUAGCACAAUGUGGAGAUAUGAGAAUAUACCAGCAAAGUUGGAAAUACUAGAAAAACAAAAGGAAAAGUUUGCAGAAAUUAAUUCAGACAAAAAAAUGUGGAGGCCACAAUUAGGUGAUGUUAAAGCACAGUUAAAAGCCAGUGAUUGUGUCAAUCUACAAAAACAGAAGGUUUUAUUAGAAUCACUUGCUAAGGAAUAUGAAGCAAGAGUUGCCCAACUGAAGAAAACAAUUUUAGCAAAAAGAGGAUAUCUCAAGGCUUUGCAAAUGGAUAUGCAAAAAUAUCAAAGAAAAAAUGAAGAUUUUAUCACUAAAAUUGGUGACAGAUUGGAAAAUCAUGAGAAUUUAAUCAAAUCAUUAAUACCAAAUAAGAUGCCAGUUCAUGAAAUUAUUUGGACAGAUAUUGAGUUGGAGAGUAAGGAGUAAAUUGAUAAUGCACAGUCAUUUGAAUAAAAUUUAUAUAUUUCAGAAAAUUGUACACACCUGAGAAAAGUACAACGAAAUAUCAUAUUUUGAACUCAAUUUUUUCAGAAACUUACUGUUUACUAGUGUAGAUAAAAGGAGAUAAUAAAAUGUUAGUGUUCAUUUUAAAGUGAUACUGACAGUAAACCACAUAGAAAUCUAAUUUAGCAGCAUUCUGUUCAACUAUACCUAAUUUCACUAUACAUUUGGAUUGUUCAAACAGAUAAAAGAUUUUUAAUAAGUAAUUGUAAGCAACAAACUUACCAUAUAAACAGAUAAAUUAUAAAUUUGUUUAAAUAUGAAUUAAUAUUGAUAAAAUAUAUAGAGAAAAUGAUACCCUAUUAGCAAAAUACAUCAAAAAUAGUACAAUAGCAUAAGAAAUUACAGAAUUUUAUGCUUUAUUAUAAAUGCAAAUUAAAAUAAAACAAAAAUAAAUCUCUUACUUUAAAUAGUUAUAUUUAUUAAUGAAAAUCAUUGGACAAUGUUAACAUAGCUAAAAAUAAAAUUGUACAAUGCAAAAUCUGCAUAUAAUUUUAUAUUAUUUUAUAAUUACAGCAAUUGCACUAUUGUUGCGAGGACUAUACUGUUUCUACCACCUUCAAUCAUUGAAAUUAUUCCAUUCUAUGACUUGUUAUUGCAAACUGUCAAAGCCUCACAUAGGAGAUCAUGCCAAAUAUAUAAUUUCAUCAUUAUUUACUUAUUUUUUAAGAAUAAUACUGAGUGCAAAAUAACAUUAAUUGAUUACUCACUCCCUAAACAACUGUUUCCAAUUUGAUCUUAAAAACAUAUUACUGAAACAGGAAGGAGGCAAUGAACUAACAUACCUAAAUAUUUAUAUACAAGUCAAGCAUGUGGAUUUAGUUAUAUGAUGCAAGGUAAUGUGGCACCAUAAUCAUUUUACAUGAAACAAGACAUUCACAGAAAAGUUUCCUGAAGGGCAUGUUAGUUCUAUUUUAUUAAGCCAUCCUUUUUAUUUCUAUACAUUUAGAAGUGAUGAACAUUUUUUAAGUAAGUGACAGUGAUUUUUUUUGUUUAGGCCAGCCCUACAAGAAGAUUAUUUUACUUCAAGAAAAUAAAUGUCAGUGAAAUAGUUAUAA
Messenger RNA from Galleria mellonella (greater wax moth), 1891 nucleotides. RefSeq lists its product as uncharacterized. Bases 111 to 758 code for a protein of 215 amino acids. NCBI's taxonomy places the organism in Eukaryota, Metazoa, Arthropoda, Insecta, Lepidoptera, Pyralidae. The transcript is spliced from 3 exons. The record is from RefSeq and is a predicted model, not a curated record.